UAUCAAUUGAAUACCUAUUUAAUAAAAAAAACAUUUCAUUAAAUUUAUAUUUUAAUCAAACAACAACCUUAAAUUUUUACUGUACUUUUUCCAAAAGUGGAUCUGCGAAGUGCAAACUUUGAACCAGUUAACAUUGUUGUCAGCAAUAACAAAAACAAUCAAAGAAAGAUAUCCAAGUCGUCGGAGCAAGAAAACAACUAUUCGGGAUGGAAGCUAUGGACAUCCAGGCAGUUGAGUCUAAACUAAGCGAUGUGACUGUAACAGCUAUACCUAUGAAUGGGAAAAGCAGCCAUAAGGAUUUAAGUCACGGGGGAAGUAGCCACGCGACUAUAUCCACUGUUCCAGCGUCGUCUCCAUCUUCAAAUGGUAAAGAUAAGGACAACGGUAUGUCAAAUACAAAUGCCACAAUGUCAUCUUGGAAAACACUACACAAGUGGUGCACAAGUUACAGCGCCGAUUCAGUAGAGUGGUGUCCAGUGGAGCCCUACACGGACAUAUUUGUGUGUGGGACCUACCAGCUCGAUAAAACCGAUGAAGAUGGGUCUUCUAGAAAGCAGAAAAGACUGGGAAGAAUUUAUUUAUUCAAAGUCAGCGAUGAGAUGGAUGACAUAUGUCCUAUACAAAGUAUAGAUACUUCAGGGAUUUUAGACCAAAAAUGGAGCUAUAAUUGCAUUAAUGGUCAUCCAGUUCUUGGUACUGUGACAUCUGAGGGUAGUUUAGAGUUGUACCGAUUAGUCAAUUUAAAAUUAGAACGUUGGCUCGAAGCUGUGAUUGGUGAAAAUGUUCUGGCGCUCUCACUUGAUUGGUCGACGAAUAAAUAUAAUGGAAAUGCAAGUAUUGUUGUUAGCGACUCGGCUGGAAAUGUAACAUUGUGGAAGGUGGAUGAUACUUUAGAUAAAGUUGGUGAGUGGCAAGCUCAUGGAUAUGAAGCUUGGAUUGCUGCAUUUAAUUAUUGGAAUCCGGAUGUGUUUUAUACGGGAGGCGAUGACUGCGUGUUGAAAUGUUUCGAUCGUAAAUCGCCCGAGGUUGUGAUGACUAACCGAAGCCACGAAGCUGGAGUUACAGCUGUUCGGAGCCAUGUCGAUGUUGAACAUCAAUUAUUAACCGGGAGCUACGACGAAAAAGUACGUCUUUGGGACGCUAGGCAGAUGAAGCGCUGUAUAACAGAAACAAAUGUUGGCGGCGGCGUUUGGCGCCUUAAAUGGCAUCCCAAUCGCAAAAGCGUCAUUUUAGCCGCUUGCAUGUAUGGAGGUUUUAGGCUACUUCGAGCAGAAGAAACAAUUGAAAUUCUCUAUGAAUAUUUAGAACACGAGAGUAUAGGCUACGGUGCGGAUUGGAAAUUCGAAAACAAAGAAUUGUCUAUGGUAGCCACGUGUUCCUUUUACGAUUGUAAUCUGCAUAUCGGGGAAAUUAAUAUUGAUACUAAUGUAUUAUGAUUUUAUUUUUUUAAUGUCAAA
Pieris rapae (cabbage white) is the source of this 1457-nucleotide messenger RNA. RefSeq names its product diphthine methyltransferase. The record is from RefSeq and is a predicted model, not a curated record. Gene Ontology annotation, molecular function: protein binding. NCBI's taxonomy places the organism in Eukaryota, Metazoa, Arthropoda, Insecta, Lepidoptera, Pieridae. The transcript is spliced from 7 exons. Bases 207 to 1436 code for a protein of 409 amino acids.